Molecule: messenger RNA, 4150 nt
Organism: Hemiscyllium ocellatum (epaulette shark)
Lineage: Eukaryota; Metazoa; Chordata; Chondrichthyes; Orectolobiformes; Hemiscylliidae
Product: zinc finger protein 502-like
Exons: 2
Coding region: 532-1428 (298 amino acids)
Biological process (GO): negative regulation of transcription by RNA polymerase II
Molecular function (GO): DNA-binding transcription repressor activity, RNA polymerase II-specific
Source: RefSeq, a predicted model, not a curated record
GGGGACCGACGUUGCCUUUCGGACGCUCCGCAGCCGUCCUUCAGUUUGAGUGAAAAAAAAACGAGAGGAAAAAAAAAUCAUUCCAUUGGAACAAGUCUUGCCUGUCCUGAAUAUCUUUCAUGACUUGAUAGUGAUGCUCACAGGUCCUUUUUGCAGGGGAUUAGCUGGAAAUGGUUUGCAAACAGGAAAACUCAGUGGAAGCAUCGGAUCAAGAUCUUGAUUCGUCGGGACCUGAAUAUCAUUGGCCUUUGAAGGUGGGAGAAGAAGUGUUUGUCUGAACUAUCCCAAGGAAAAACUUUUCAAAUGUCGGUGUGUCUGGGAAAACAAUGAGACACAGUCACACAAGUGAGUGUUCCAAUGAACUGGCUAUGGAAAGAGCUUUAAUCAAUUGCACAGACUGAGAGAGUGUGUUCCAGUGCACUGACCAUGGAACAAAGAGGUAUCCCUGUUCACAGCCGAGAGAAACCAUACAAGUCCUUUCUGCGUAGAUGAAUCUUCAACCAGUCAUUCAAUCUGGAGAGGUACAAGGACAUGUGCACCAUGGAGAAACCAUGGAAGUGUGUGGAAUGUGGGAAGCGAUUCAGAUUCCCAUCCAAGCUUGAAGUUCAUCGACAGAGUCACACUGGGGAGAGGCCAGUGUACCUCACUGCACAUCAAGUGGUUCAUGCUGAAACACAAAUCUGUAAAUGUUCGGAUUGUGACAAGAGCUUUGAAAACGCAGGAGGUUUACUAGCUGACCAGCAGUUUCACACUAUAAAGAGGCCCUUCUGCUGCACUUACUGUGGAAAGGGAUUCACUCAGUCAUCCAGGCUGACUGAGCAUCUACGAGUUCACACUGGCGAGAGACCGUUCAUCUGCUCUGAGUGCGGGAAGGGUUUCACUUGCUUAACUAGCCUCAACUCGCAUCAAUUUGUUCACUCUGAUAACAGGCCAUUUCAGUGUUCUUGCUGUGACAAAAGCUUUAAGAGUACAGGUGAUCUGCUACAACACCGACGUGUUCACUCCGGCGAGAAGCCCUUCAUCUGCUUCAAGUGUGGGAAAGGAUUCACCCAUUCAUCUGACCUACUGAGGCACCAGCCAAUUCACACUGGAGAGAGGCCGUUCACCUGCUCCAAGUGCGGGAAGGGAUUCAGCCAGUCAUCCACUCUGCUGAGACACCAGUUAGUUCACACAGAUGAGAGACCUUUUAAAUGCUCAGAUUGUGAGAAGUGUUAUAAAAGUUCCCGGGAACUGAUGUCCCAUCAACGUGUUCAUACUGACGAGAGACCGUUCAGGUGCUCCCAUUGUGGGACUGGGUUCAGGCAAUCCUCUCAACUUACUAAACACCAGCGAAUUCACACUGGGGAGAGACCAUUUAUCUGCUCCCAGUGUGGGAAGGGAUUCACUCAGUCAUCUAACCUUUGGAAACAUCAGCGAGUUCACAAGUAAAUACAAUGACUGUAUUUCCCUGUUGUAGUUUGUGCAUUUGGUGUCAGUUUCCGAUGACGUUGAUAAAAUCCAGCCCAAUUACAGUGUUUAGCGUUCUGAUUUAAGUUGUAUAAAUUAACUUUGCAUUAAACCCAUAAUGUGCUGGAUCUUCUUAAUAGCCCUAAUGAUUGUCACCUCUUCCUCUGUCUCCUUCAUCCUUAUCUCUAACAAUAGGGGCGGCACGGUGGCUCAGUGGUUAGCACUGCCACCUCACAGCACCAGGGUCCCAGGUUCGAUUCCAGCCUCGGGCGGCUGUCUGCGUGGGUUUCCUUCAGGUGGCCCGGUUUCCUCCCACAGUCCAAAGAUGUGCAUGUUCAAAGAUGAAUUGGCCAUACUAAAUUGUCCAUAGUGUUAGGUGCAUUAGUCAGAGGGAAAUGGGUCUGGGUGAGUUACUCUUCGGAGGGUCGGUGUGGACUGGUUGGGCCGAAGGGCCUGUUUUCACACUGUAGGGAAUCUUAAAAAUGAAGAAUUCUUGGAGCUUCUCUUGUCAAUGAGAUUGAGUCACUCAACUGCUGCUUCCCUCCCGUCCACUGGUGCAAACCACUUUAUAGUUCUUCCUUGCCCACAAGACCUGAACUCUCCUCUUUGAUGAGUUCCCUCCCACUGCACUUCAUGCCCUUUGAGAUCGUCGUGUCCACAGGAUCGACCUUCUACUCAAUAAUCUGAUUCCUACUAAACUGCUCUCUCAGGGUCCUUCAAAUCACCCACUCUGACACAGACAAAUCCUUCACCCCAAUUCUCUUGUAAACUGUUGGCUCAUCUCCAAGUUCUCUUUCCUCUCCAAAGUCCCUACCUUUCUCAGAACUCCACAUGUAAAUUCAGGUUUCUGUCCCUGCCACUGCAGCAGAACUAUUCUUUACAAAUUGUACCAGAUUGUACCCUCUACCUGUCCUCCCCUCACCACCCUCACCUCAUUUUAUUUGCAGCUCCCCCUUACACCCACCCUCAGUCCUGAAGAAGGAUUACACUCGAAUCGUCGACUUCUGUACCUCCUGAUGCUGCCUGGCCUGCUGUGUUCCUCCAGCCUCCUGCCGGUCUACUCCACAGCUCCACUGCACAGGGCAAGGAGCUCCAAUGACUCGCAACCCUCUGAGAAGAAAUUCCUCCUCUUUAUUCUGCGACUAUACUGUCUGGUCCUAGGUUUUCCCAUGAGGAGAAACAUCCUCUCGCAUUUGCCCAGUAAAGCCACUUAAGAAUCUUUUCUAAUUCAAUGAGAUCACCUCUCAUUCUUCAAAAUUCCAGAGAGUAGAGUCUCAAUCUAUUAUGCCAUUGCUCAUUAAGACAACCCUUCCAUAUCGAACAUCAUCCUAGUGAAUGUUCUCUGAACUGACUCCAAUAAAACAAUUUUUUUUUAAAAUUGGGAGAUCAAACCUGUUCCAUAAUACUCCAGAUGUGGUCUCAGCAGUAUCUUCUACAAUUGCAGUAAGACUUCCCUACUCUUAUACGCCAACCUCCGUGAAAUAAGGGAGGGUUGGCAGCAUGGUAGCUCAGUGGUUAGCACUGCUGCCUCACAGCGCCAGAGACCCGGGUUCGAGCAGCCUCGGGGCGACUGUCUGUGUGGAGUUUGCGCAUUCUCACUGUGUCUGUGUGGGUUUUCUCUGAGUGCUCUGGUUUCCUCCCACAGUCCACAGCUAUGCAGAUUAGGGUGAAUUGGCUGUGCUAAAUUGCCCAUAGUGUUCAGGGAUGUGUAGGUUAGGUGCAUUAGUCAGGGGUAUAUAGAGGGUAGGGGGGAAUGGGUUUGGGCGGGAUACUGCUCGGAGGGUCGGUGUGGACCUGUUGCGCUGAAGGGCCUGUUUCCACGCUGUCGGGAUUCUAUGACUGUAUCUCUGACAUUCAUACCCUCUACCUGUCUUUACCUAUCCCCACUUCACGACCCUGCCCCCACUACUCCCUUUAUCUGCAGCUCCCCUACACCCACUCCCAGUCCUGAAGAAGGUUUACACUUGAAUCAUUGACUUGAGCUGACUAUCUGCUCUUUAUCAGCUAUGUGCUCACUUUCUGUGCCUCAUGCACAAGUAUCCCCAACCCCCUUGGUGUUGCGGUUUAAAUUAUACUCUGUUCUUUUGUUCAACCUUCCAAAAUUAACACCUUCUAUUUUCCCACACAAUGCACCAUUUGUCAACCUUUUGCCUACUGAAUCUGAAAUGAAAUCAGGUGUGGCAUGAGGUAACUGAAGAAUGCCAGUAUGUCAGAGAGAUUGUGGCAACUUUGGAUGGCUUUAAACAGUUCUCUGUUACAGACAUGAAGGACAUGAUUUAGAAGUCUGGUCAAUACCGGUGUCUAAGAGUGAGGAUUCCCGAUGAAGGGAUUAUACUCGAAACGUCGAUUCUCCUACUCCUUAGACGCUGCCUGAUUGGCUGUGCUUUUCCAGCACCACACUCUUCAACUUUGACCUCCAGCAUCUGCAGUACUCACUUUCUCCCAAUACUGGUGCCUGUAGAAUGCAGUAAGUAAUAUCUUGCGUGCGCAAUGUUCUAGAGUCAUGUAUUGAAGGACGUUUGCAAUUUAUAUAACGUGAGCUACAAAGUAUUGUUUGAAAUAUCAAUUGUAUUUGAUUAGACACAUUUUGAAAAAGAUCGAUCUAGAUCUGCCUCGCUGAUAGACAUAAUAUGGGACACUAACAGUUUUUAAAUGUUGAGAAAUUAGGUUUAUACCAUAUUAAAUAAAAAUAAAUGUAUGUUUA